Messenger RNA from Symbiodinium natans, 1005 nucleotides. NCBI's taxonomy places the organism in Eukaryota, Dinophyceae, Suessiales, Symbiodiniaceae. The record is from the annotation of a GenBank genome assembly.
AUGAACAUCGAUGCCAUUGUCGUACCAGACAGUGUCAAGCCAAUCCCUCCGCAGUGGGUGAACGACGUGGAGCUGGAUGAGUUUGGGGCUGAGAUGGGUGACGUGAUCGGGGAGGGUCCCGUCCUCGCCUGGAGCACCGAGGAACGCAAGCAGCGUUACCAGCAUGCCCUGCGCAGACUGGACCUCAACGAGGAGAUGCUCAGCUCAAAGCGGAUCACGCUCAUGAGCAAAGGAGAGCUUGGUCAAGAAAAGAAGCGUGUGAAAGCGGAGCUGAAGCGCUAUGACACUGAUUGGAAGAAGCAGCACAGAGCACAGUUUCUCUGCGCUGCCAGCUAUGACAGUGACGACGACCUCCUUGGGAGGCGCAUUACCUGUAAGUGUUGGGGUCCCGUGCACUGGAAUGUUCCACGCUCCAGGCAACCUGGACCGGAGAGCGCGUUCGAGUCCCAGAGGGACUCAAGGGUUUGCAAAGAGUUUGCGAAGAGUUGGCAAAGAGCCGCGCUGUUCUCAAGUCGAGGCGGUCCGGCAGGCUGGAUCCUGAGCUUUGAGAGCACGAAGGGCAGCACUGUACUCGUACUGAUCGAGGCGCACGAACAAAGAGAAGACGGAGCAGCAGAUCUCGCAGCUCGAGGCCGCUUUGGGCUUCUGGCAGGAUCCCGGUUUGUGUUCUUCGAAUGUCAGGCGCGUGCCAAUUCGCUGCAGCAAGAGAAAGGCCUGGCAGCUUGCCAGUUUGCUUUCCCAACGACAACAUCCUGCGGCUUUCUGGUAGGUGCCAUCAGGACGAAGUUGAAGGAGUUCCAAGAAAGCGAUCGGCUUAGCAACCAUAUUGGAUCAAGAUAUGGUAUCUUAUCAUCGGUAGAAAAGGAAGAGGCGACCUGCAAGUAUACGGGUCCAGUAAAUGACAUCCUGCCCAUCGAGAAGGAGUACCGGAUGUACAAGAACAUCAAGGACGAGCUGCAAAAGGUCGAGAUGCAGUUGAGAAGCUUGCGCUUGAGCCCAAGCUAG